Messenger RNA from Galeopterus variegatus (Sunda flying lemur), 1822 nucleotides. RefSeq names its product peptidoglycan recognition protein 1 (gene PGLYRP1). The coding region runs from base 1146 to 1733 and encodes 195 amino acids. The record is from RefSeq and is a predicted model, not a curated record. Gene Ontology annotation, molecular function: N-acetylmuramoyl-L-alanine amidase activity; peptidoglycan binding; zinc ion binding. The transcript has 3 exons. Gene Ontology annotation, biological process: detection of bacterium; peptidoglycan catabolic process; innate immune response. NCBI's taxonomy places the organism in Eukaryota, Metazoa, Chordata, Mammalia, Dermoptera, Cynocephalidae.
UUACACCAAGGUCACAGGUUCAGAUCCCCAUGCCAGCCGCAAAAAAAAAAAAAGAAAAAGAAAAAGAAAAGAUUACAUCAACAAUGGUGAACCUAUACCAUGAAAUAUUGUUCAACUAUUAUGAAAAAUAAAUUAGAUAUAUUGCCCAGGUCAAUAACAUUUUCUGUCAGUUCAACUUGUUGCAGCUAGCAUGUGUUACUUUUAUGAUUUUCUAGAGUGGAAGGAAAAAAGGAAAAGAAGUCUGCCCUGAACUCCCCGUGUGGUCUAGGAAGGUGUGGGAAAGGGGGCCUGGGUAGAACAGAGGCCCCAGGAAAGCCUUCUGUCCCAGCAGGUGAUCCCAACACACUCAGUGGCCCUAGGCAAAUGGCUGCCCCUCUCCGGACCUCAGAUGCCCUCCUCUCCAGAAUGCAGCGAGUGGCAGCCAUAAAAAGCAUGCUGCUUACUACCAACGGUCGGCUUGAGUUUGAGUCCCAGUGGCACUUAAGUGGCGCUAUGAGCCAGACAUCUUCGAAAGGCCCUACCCUUGUCAACCCAUUUAAUCCCUCAUCGACCCCACGAGUUGGGUACCUCAUAUUAUCAUACCCAUACUACAAAGGGGGACAACUGAGACACGUAGAGGUUACUGGAGAUCACACACUAGAAAGUGGCAGAAUUCCAGCGCAGGCAGCCUGGCUCCGACUCGGGCCCUGGACCACCAGGCUCUGCGCGGCUCGCGUCUCAGCAGCUGACUUCCUCCGUCUCAACCCCGGUUUACUCCGCCGUGAAAUGCACUUCCCAGUACUCACCUUUUCAGUUUGCUGCAAGGGUUAAAUGGAGUCCGGAGUGGACCUGGAAGAAGGAAGUGUUUAAAAAAUGGGAACCGUUGUUACCUCAGUCCCUGCAGGAAGAUGUGCCAAUGCCAGGGGUCCUCUCCGGUGCAAGUUGCAGGGCAGGGAUCCGGGCCCUGGGCCUUCCAGACCCCGACCACACCACACCCUGUUCCAGCCCCGCCAGAGAAGAAAGGGAAGCUGAGUCCGGGGGCCCGGGCGACCGGCCCGGAAGCCUCUCGGUGGCGUGAAGCAAGAACCUCCCAGCCGCUCAGCCCCAGCACAUAAAGGAGGCCUGGCCGCUGCGGCUCUCAGCCCUCCCUGCGCGCGCUCCCAGCCAUGCCCGGCCGCCGUGCGCUGCUCGCCUGCGCCUUCCUCGCCCUCCUCCGACUCGGAGCGGCUCGGAACACAGAAGAGCCGGCCUCCUGCACCCUCGUCGUGCCCCGGAGCGAGUGGAGGGCCUUGGCAUCCAAGUGCUCCCAGCACCUGAAACUACCCGUGCGCUACGUGGUGGUGUCGCACACGGCGGGCAGCACCUGCAACACUCCAGCCUUGUGCCAGCAGCAGGUCCGGAACGUGCAGCACUACCAUUCGCAGACGCUGGGCUGGUGCGACGUGGGCUACAACUUCCUGAUUGGAGAAGACGGACUCGUGUAUGAGGGCCGGGGCUGGGACAUCAAGGGUGACCACACAGGUCCCACCUGGAACCCCAUGUCGAUUGGCAUCACUUUCAUGGGCAACUACAUGGAGCGGACACCCCCACCCCGGGCCCUCCGGGCAGCCCAGAAUCUGCUGGACUGCGGCUUAGCUCGGGGAGCCCUGAGCUCCAACUACGAAAUCAAAGGACACCGGGAUGUACAGCAGACACUCUCUCCAGGUGACCGGCUCUAUGAAAUCAUCCAGAAGUGGAACCGCUACCGAGAGUGAGGCCCUGCUUGUUGGCCUCCCACUCUUCUCCCCCCAUGGCCAGAAGCCCCACUGCCCCUUCCUCCAAUAAAGGUGCAGCUCAACCUGUG